Molecule: messenger RNA, 2160 nt
Organism: Rosa chinensis
Lineage: Eukaryota; Viridiplantae; Streptophyta; Magnoliopsida; Rosales; Rosaceae
Product: probable methionine--tRNA ligase
Exons: 1
Coding region: 332-2128 (598 amino acids)
Biological process (GO): methionyl-tRNA aminoacylation
Cellular component (GO): cytosol; aminoacyl-tRNA synthetase multienzyme complex
Molecular function (GO): methionine-tRNA ligase activity; ATP binding
Source: RefSeq, a predicted model, not a curated record
UCACUGAUGAUCGACAGCGCACCUCCAACAAUCAGCGGCCUUGCUACCACCAUCAGACCGAUUUCGGCAAGCAAAACCCUAGAGCUAGGGGUUGUUGCCGGCCGUAGAGAGAGAGAGAGGAGAACCGCAAGAAAAUAAUCAAAUACUAAUCAGAUAUGGGAAGCAUUACUUUCCUCGAAACAAGGGAUUUAGUACUUGUUCCCCAAGAAACUUAGGCAUAUAAAUUGAAGCCUCAACCAUCAAAUUAAGCAAACAAAACAAACAAACACAACUCGAUCUCUCCCUACACAAACCAAGUCAGAAGCUAGCGCGAUUAUCAUAAACUUUGAAAAUGGGAGACCUCGCCAAGCAGGACCAGAGCGUCCCCAAGCUCCCCAUCCCGGGGGAGCGAAACAUCCUGAUCACUAGUGCCUUGCCAUAUGUUAACAACGUCCCCCACCUCGGGAACAUCAUUGGCUGCGUCCUGAGCGCCGAUGUCUUUGCUCGGUACUGCCGUCUCCGGGGAUACAAUACCGUCUAUAUCUCCGGGACCGAUGAGUAUGGCACAGCGACGGAGACCAAAGCCAUGGAAGAGAAGUGCAGCCCCCAAGAGAUAUGUGACAAGUAUCACAAAAUCCAUAGGGAGGUUUAUGAGUGGUUCAACAUAAGCUUCGACCAAUUCGGCCGAACUUCCACGCCGCAGCAAACUGAGGUCUGCCAACAAAUCUUCAAGAAAUUGUUGGACAGUGAUCGCCUUGCUGAAAACACAAUCCAGCAGCUCCAUUGUGACUCAUGCAAAAGAUUCUUGGCGGACCGAUUCGUGGAGGGGACAUGCCCUACUCAAGGAUGUUACUAUGAUUCUGCUCGAGGAGACCAAUGUGACAAGUGUGGAAAGCUUUUGAAUCCCACGGAACUGAAAGAUCCUAAAUGCAAGGUAUGCAAGGAAACUCCACGGAUUCGCAAAACAAAUCACUUGUUUCUGGAGCUCCCUUUGCUCAAGGAUAAGUUGGAAGACUACAUCAAUAAGGCAUCAGUGGAAGGGUGUUGGAGUCAGAAUGCGGUUCAAAUCACAAAUGCCUGGCUCAAAGAGGGGCUUAAACAACGUUGCAUUACAAGGGAUCUCAAGUGGGGUGUUCCGGUUCCACACGAUGGCUUCAGGGACAAGGUAUUCUACGUGUGGUUCGAUGCUCCUAUUGGAUACAUCUCCAUUACUAAGUGUCACACUCCUGAUCACUGGGAGAAGUGGUGGAAGAAUCCUGAGGAUGUCGAAUUGUAUCAGUUUAUGGGCAAGGACAAUGUGCCAUUUCACACGGUCAUGUUUCCUUCCGCGCUUCUUGGAACCGGAGAAAAUUGGACACUCAUGAAGAACAUUAGUGUCACUGAAUACUUGAACUAUGAAGAAGGCAAGUUUUCCAAGAGUAGAGGCAUUGGAGUUUUUGGAAACGAUGCAAAAGGAACGGGCAUUCCAGUUGAAGUGUGGCGUUAUUACCUGCUGACUAAUAGGCCUGAGGUAUCAGACACAUUGUUCACCUGGGCCGAUUUACAAGCAAAACUCAAAAGUGAGUUGGUGGGCAAUUUGGGCAACUUCAUCAACAGAGUUUUGAGUUUCGUUGCCAAACCUUCAGCCAAAGGGGGAUACGGUGACACCAUUCCUGAUGCUCCACAUGCAGACUCUGAUGCCUUGACACUUGAAUUAGCCGAAAUAGUUGGUAGAUACGUCGAGCAAUACAUAGAAGCAAUGGAGAAGCUCAAACUAAAGCAAGGGCUGAAAAUAGCCAUGAGCAUUUCUAGCGAGGGGAACGCAUAUCUCCAAGAAUCCAAGUUCUGGAAGCUCUACAAGGAGGACCGACCUCGGUGCUCCAUUGUCAUUAAAACUUCAGUAGGGUUAGUGCAUCUUCUUGCUUGCUUAUUGGAACCUUACAUGCCCUCAUUUUCUGCUAGAGUACUUGAGCAGCUAAACUUGCCUCCUGAGUCGAUCAAAUCCCUUUGUGAUGUCAAUAAAGCAAAACGGCCUUGGGAGAUCGUACCUGAUGGUCACAAGAUUGGACAACCCAAGACAUUGUUCACAACGUUGACCGGCGAAGAAGUCGAAUCUCUGCGGAAAAAGUUUUCUGGAAGCCAAGCUGAUAGGGAAAAACGUACACAAUAAGCUUUUAGUAUAUCUUGAAUUGUCUGAGUUUA